GUCUCAGCCUCCUGCGCCACUGGGAUUUACAGGCAUGCGCCAUUGCACCUAGCUUGCUUCUGAUUUCUAUUGCUUAUAGCAGACUCAGUCUUACUUUACUUCUUGUGGAUGCUGGGGAAGGAACCCAAGGCCUUAUGCAUGCUAAGCACGUGUUCUACCACUGAGUUAUACCCCCAGUCCCUCAGUCAUACUUUUAUAUGGGCAAAAAUUUUACAUUUUAAACUCUUUAUUCAAGGCUAAUUGUAUAUUAUGUUAAAUCACUUGGUUUUGUUCUCAUGGCUUCCUGCUUGUUGUAGACAUAAUUGUGAGGAAGUAGAACUUCCUCAGAAACAAGCACACAUGGAUUCCAGAAUAAGAGCAAAUUCACUCUAAACACAGGAAAAAACCUGAGGCUUUAAUUAAGGGGCUAAAUUCAUCCCCAAAAUGCUUUUGUGGGCACUGAUUGCUCAAGCUCAUGCGUCACUCAUGCGUGAGUGUGAGGAAAGAGGGCCACAGGUUUUCAAUUGACAUGUAUAGAUGCCAAAACAGCUGGUACUGGAGCUUAAAAUACCCCAGUCUCCAAAGAAGAGACCCACAUCCACAAAACAUUGACUUCAGGGCUGCCAAGAAGGAUGGGCGGCAGUAGAGCCGGAGGGAAGUGGCCAUGGGCCUGUGCAAUGCUGCUACUGCUGCUCUGGGGGGCCACAGCCACUGCUCUUCCCCUCGAGAGUGGCCCCAGCCGCCAGGACAGCACGCAUAUGCAAGAAGUGGCAGAAAUAAAGAAAAAUGGCCUCCUGACUUUCCUUGCUUGGUGGCAUGAGUGGACUUCUCAGGCCAGUCCUGGAGCCCUUACUGGAGGGGAUGCCAGUGAGGUUUCCAAACGGCAGGAAGGCCCACCCCUUCAGCAGCCCCGUCGCCAAGAUAAAACGCCCUGCAAGAACUUCUUCUGGAAGACCUUCUCCUCCUGCAAAUGAACCACCCAGGAUUACUUACUUAUGUAAAGUAUAAUGGUGGACCCAAAUAAAGUGUAUUAAGCAGCAGGG
Messenger RNA from Ictidomys tridecemlineatus (thirteen-lined ground squirrel), 1022 nucleotides. RefSeq names its product cortistatin (gene Cort). Gene Ontology annotation, biological process: regulation of cell migration; adenylate cyclase-inhibiting G protein-coupled receptor signaling pathway. The record is from RefSeq and is a predicted model, not a curated record. Lineage: Eukaryota; Metazoa; Chordata; Mammalia; Rodentia; Sciuridae. Gene Ontology annotation, cellular component: extracellular region. Gene Ontology annotation, molecular function: G protein-coupled receptor binding; neuropeptide hormone activity.